CCAUUAAAUCCCAAAGAAGAAGAAGAUUGCAGAUGGAGCUAGACGGUGGACCGUGAAUGGUGGAUGGAAGAGCACGCUUGUUUGAAAUGGAAAAGCAUCGUGGUAGCUUUUUAUAAAGAAGACAUCAAGACGAAGCAGCUGCACUGUUGAGCGCUAUAUCCCGAGGGGUUCGUGCUGAUUGUACGGAGAUUGUGACAGUCGGUUAAAUGGCGUCCCUUGAGAAGUCAAGAACAAGAUGUAUGUCAGGAGAAGUGCACUAUUAUCAUAAGUAGACGUAUACUUGGAAUACGGAGGAGGAAUGGAGAGGAAAAGGGAGACAGAGGAGGUCUAAGAGAGAGAGAGAGGGAGGAAGAGCUUGAAUCUGUAAAAAAAAAGCAGAAAAAAAAAUGGAAAUCUGUUUUAAAGAAGAAUGAUAGAAAGUGUAAGCAGAGUGAGCUGAAGACGGGAGGAGAAAUGGUAGGUGUGGUGAAGUUCUCGGGGCCGGAGGCUUGCACUGAGGUUCGGGAUAAAGAUGAGUGUGACAGGAGUAAAGCUUUUGGAAAAGGUGGACCCUUGCCUUUUUUGCUGAUUCAUUUGUGGUUUCAGUGUAGGUGAAAACAGAGUUUGGUGCUGGGAAAUCAGUGAGGGUAAUUAGAAGUGGUCUUGUGAUAAUUGUUUGUUUCUGAUGGUCAAGGAGAGAAAUGCGCUCCGCGUCAAAUGAAUUGUUUUGCUCUCAAGAAAAGUACACCAUUGAAAGGAGUGAUUACUGGGGUAGCAGUAAAAGUAAACCAAAUGAAGGGGAAGAUUCCCGGUGUUUGUGAUGCUUGUCGUUUGGUGCGAUGCAGACAGGGUUGCGUGAGUGGUGAAACUGGAGUCAUUGUCUGUUCUUUUGAGUUUUUGAUGUUGAGUCUUUGCGUGACAAAGUGAUGUUAGGAUAUAUGUAUGUACAAGCUUUUGUGCCAAAUAUAUUAUGUUCUUACAGGGGUCAAGUUUAUGGGCAUGUGGCAGCAAUGUGUAGGAGGGAGGUUCCUAGGUGUGAGAAGUGUGCAGAAAGGCACGAGACAAAGAAAUGUGUAGCAUUGGGGAAAGUAGGGGUAUGUGUUAAUUGUAGGGGUGCCCACGGGGCUGGGGAUCAGACAUAUAUCCCGUGCGAGAGAGGCAGGUUGAAGUUUCCAGGGUUAGAGGAAGACGAGUCAAGGGGUAGGGAUUCUGAGAGGAGUGUGUGAGUAGUAGAUCUGUACCAGUACAGAGGGAUAGGCCAACAAGUGAUAUGUUUCAGUAAGAUUGGAUUUUUAGCAUUUUAUAGCAAUGGUUAUCAACUGUUCUGCAGGAAUGGAACAUAAGUCGCAGAAAAUUGAGGUUAUGGUGGCAGCUGCAGAGGUAUUUGGGUGUGAGAGACUUGACAUCAGAAGAGUUACAGGGUGUGUUAUGUGGUGGUGUUCCAUCCUUUCAGGUUGUUGAACUUAGGUAGGACUAAAUAGAUGUAAAUAGUGGAGUAGGGUGGUGUUUUUACUUUUUUUUAAUGUUAGAUGUAAAAAAAAAUUACAAGUAUUUAACUAGCCUUAUUUACAAUGACUGCCUACCCGGCCAAACCCUAACCCAAUUGUGCGCCGCCCUAUGGGACUCUCAAUCACGGCCGGUUGUGAUACAGCCUGGAUUUCGAACCAGGGUCUGUAGAGACUCCUCUAGCGCUGAGAUGCAGUGCCCUUAGACCGCUUGCGCUACUCGGGAGCUUUGUUUACUGAUAAAAAUAAAAAAAAAUCAAGAAAAGUAUAAGGGAGUUGUACUCCAGUCUAGUAGGUGGCGGUAAUGCCACAGUUAUUGUAUGCCAACCUCCGUUAAACCUCAUCAAAUAAGAAGAUUUACGCCAUCUGUCGUUGGAGUGAAGAUUGUUCUGUCUGUGGUUGCAGUUGUAAUAGCGUUCAGCAGACAGGACUUGCUUAAACCUUGGCGUUUACCGGGCAGAAGUUUCCACAUAUCCAGAAGAGAAGUUGGUUUGUUGUCAAAGUUGAGCUAAAGGAGAAUCAGAGAUGUGUGCUGCUGUCUACGUGUUGUCUACGGUGAUGGGGUAUGUGCUCACCUCUGCCUUGUUAUUGAAAUGCCCAACACUUCUUCAUCGGCGGAAGAGAGAGCCAUUCCUGAGCAGACACAUAUCCCAUCGUGGAGGGGCAGGUGAAAACCUGGAGAACACCAUGGCAGCUUUCAAGCAUGCAGUGGACCUUGGCACUGACAUGCUGGAGCUGGACUGUCACAUGACCAAGGACGAGCAGGUGGUCGUGUCACACGAUGCCAACCUGGAGAGGUCGACUGGCAUCAGUGCCUACAUCUCUGACGUGGCCUACGCCGAUCUGCCUCCUUACCUGUGCAAGCUUGGUGUGACUUUCCAGAGAGAAUGUGUCUGUGAGGGAGGGGAGGACAAACACAUUCCUCUCCUCGGGGAUGUGUUUGAGGCUUUCCCUAAGACCCCUGUCAACAUUGACAUCAAGGUCAACAAUGACACCCUUAUCAAGAAGGUCUCAGAGCUGGUUGUGAAGUAUGACAGAGAACACAUCACUGUUUGGGGCAACUCUAGCAACCAGAUUGUGCAGAAGUGUUACAAGGAGAACCCUCGUAUCCCAGUGCUGUUCAGCAUGCACAGGGUUCUAAUGCUGGUGGGUCUCUUCUACACCGGCCUUCUGCCAUUUGUGCCCCUCAAAGAGCAGUUCCUGGAGAUCCCCAUGCCCUCCAUCGUCACUAAACAUCUUAUGAGGGAUCCUGAUAAGAUGACCAGGAGUCAGCAUGUCAUCACCUGGCUGGCAGAUACCCUGCUGAUGAGAAGAGCUCUGUUCAAUCACCUAACAGCAAGGGGAAUACAAGUUUAUGUCUGGGUGCUGAACGACGAGAAGGACUUUAAGAGAGCCUUUGACCUGGGAGCCACAGGGGUCAUGACCGACUUCCCCACAAAGCUGAGGGACUUCAUGGAGAAGAAUGGCACUGCUAAAUCACUAAAUAAUCUAAAGACUGAAUGAUCUGCCGAAGUUUCCACUUCCCCACCACUAAAGCCAACUGACCUGUCAAACUAUCUCCAGACUCCAUGUCGAUACAGUAUUGUUUGAACACCAGCAUAGGCAGCUAAGAUUAUUUGGCCUUUGUCCUGCAUGUCAACUGGGCAAUAAGCCUUUUUAGUGUAUCUACUUUUACAGUAAUGUUUUGUUCGAUUUAAUUUAACAUGGUCAGUUCAGAUGUUAAUUGUAGUUGAGGGAUAUUUGAUCAAUAGGUGGUUCAAUAUUCAAGUGUGUUUUGAAUUUUGCUGUUUGACAAAUAAUGCACACAUCUGUCUUAUUCAAGACUUAUUUCAGUGCCAGUCUGUUUGUGCUAUAAUGCCAACUCCAUUGCUCAUAGUUGAGCCUAACAUGGCAUGACAAUGAAUGAAAAGGAGUUGGCAUGACAGCACAAAGACUGGCAUGACAAUUAAAGUGCCUUGCGAAAGUA
Messenger RNA from Oncorhynchus masou masou (cherry salmon), 3450 nucleotides. It is a transcript of the gene gdpd1, whose product is annotated as glycerophosphodiester phosphodiesterase domain containing 1. The record is from RefSeq and is a predicted model, not a curated record. Gene Ontology annotation, molecular function: phosphoric diester hydrolase activity; phosphatidylcholine lysophospholipase A1 activity. The transcript is spliced from 11 exons. The coding region runs from base 2010 to 2987 and encodes 325 amino acids. Gene Ontology annotation, cellular component: endoplasmic reticulum membrane. Gene Ontology annotation, biological process: glycerophospholipid catabolic process; N-acylethanolamine metabolic process. NCBI's taxonomy places the organism in Eukaryota, Metazoa, Chordata, Actinopteri, Salmoniformes, Salmonidae.